UGCACCAAUAUGUUCUCUCAAACAGUUCGUCGAUGUUUCUCAACUACUGCAGCGGAAUCCUUCUUAUCUAAACACCUCACCUGGCUGCUGCGCCAUGGAGCGGCUUCCAAUAGGCUGUCUAUUCGUCCGGAUGGUUAUAUCAGGGUCAAUGAGGUGAAAAAUUGCUCAAGCGCCCUCCGUCUGGAUCCUGAAGAGCUGGAUGAAUACCUCGAAUAUCUCGUCACAACACGAAUACACAAGUACUUGAGCGUUGUGGAAGACUAUGACGUUCGUAUUGGUGGCCCAACUUGGUGGAUUCGAGCCAAACGACACCACGCGAACAAGUCGGUAGAUACCUCCAUGAAAAGGAUCAAUACAACCCAAGAGCUGCCUUUGGCCGUAUUUGCCGUUGACCAUGGAACUGGUAAUUUAGCAGCUCAACAUGGGAUUCCUCAAGCCGAUGACCAGUUCAUUCAUCUCCUCCGAGUUGGUCCCCAAGAAAAUUUUAUCUAUGGCCGAGGUGCCCACUUUCCUGUCUGUAUCUUUCUCGAUGUCGAAAAGCUACUGGCAGCUGGUGUUCAACUGUUUCCGACCCCUGACGGCCAUCACGUUCUAACCACAGGCGACGAGAACAACACGAUACCGCCUUCCUUCUUUACGAAAGUUGUCCGUAUCAAAUUGACACAGACUGAGCUCUCGUGGAAACGAAGUCAAGAAACACCAACUUCCGAUGUGUCUACAUCUACCUAUUCCGGGCAUUUAUAG
Mycena indigotica is the source of this 744-nucleotide messenger RNA. RefSeq lists its product as uncharacterized. Gene Ontology annotation, molecular function: tRNA 2'-phosphotransferase activity. Lineage: Eukaryota; Fungi; Basidiomycota; Agaricomycetes; Agaricales; Mycenaceae. The transcript has 5 exons. The record is from RefSeq and is a predicted model, not a curated record. Gene Ontology annotation, biological process: tRNA splicing, via endonucleolytic cleavage and ligation. The coding region runs from base 10 to 744 and encodes 244 amino acids.